AUGGAUGCUGCCAAAUUGCUCGACCUGGGAUUCUCAGGGCCACGAUUCACAUGGUUCAGGGGAACUACAGAUUGUACGCAUAAGGCUGGCAGAAUCGACAGGUCUUUGUGCAACUCUAAUUGGAACCUGGCUUUUCCUGAUAGCUCGGUUCAUCACUUACCAAGGCUGCACUCGGAUCAUCUCCCUAUUCUUACUUCUAGUUCCACUUUGUCUAAUCCCCAUAGCACCAACAAACCUUUUCGGUUUGAGGCAGCUUGGGUAUUGCACAACCAGUUUGUUGAUUUUUUUGUAGAUUCGUGGAAAAACGACUUGGAGCUUCAUCAAGCCCUCAAAGACAUCUCCCCUAAACUACAACACUGGAAUAAGGCGGUUUUUGGCAUCAUCUACCAGCGCAAGAAACGACUCCUGGCCAGGAUUCUCGGGGUACAAACUAGAUUGGCCUCGGCUUUCAAUCAGGGGUUGGUUAAAUUGCAAGCCAAACUUGAAGCUGAACUCGAUUUACUCCCUGCCCAAGAACAAGUGAUUUGGUAUCAAAGAGCCAAGGAGAAGUGGGUGAAGCUAGGUGAACAAAAUACGUCAUAUUUCCAUCAGCAGGCUACAAGACGGCGCAGAAGGAACAGAAUUUUGGCUCUGCGUGACGACAAUGGUGACUGGAUUAGCGAGCCUGUUAAACUGCUGGACUUAGUGGUGAACUUCUAUAAGAUUCUUUACAAGCACGAGGACGUCCCUUAUGAAGAUCUCAUGCCCAAACAUAGCUUUCCAAGGCUGAAAUUGAUUUUACAAUAA
Molecule: messenger RNA, 786 nt
Organism: Linum trigynum
Lineage: Eukaryota; Viridiplantae; Streptophyta; Magnoliopsida; Malpighiales; Linaceae
Source: the annotation of a GenBank genome assembly